This is a messenger RNA of Thamnophis sirtalis, 1343 nucleotides long. Lineage: Eukaryota; Metazoa; Chordata; Lepidosauria; Squamata; Natricidae. The record is from RefSeq and is a predicted model, not a curated record.
GGGCCCCCAGGUACUCGUGGAGACCCAGGCCCUCCAGGCCCUCAAGGGCCACCAGGACCACAAGGAAUAAAUGGGCUUUCCAUUCCAGGAGAUCCUGGACGUCAAGGGCCAAAGGGUAACCCUGGAGAACCUGGACUUCCAGGGCGAUCAGGAUCACCCGGCUUAAGUGGCCCUCCUGGUGCAAUGGGACCUCCAGGCGACAGAGGUUUUACGGGAAAAGAUGGCCAAUCAGGACCAAGAGGUCCCCCAGGACCAGUGGGUGCCCCAGGAGUGCCUGGAGUUGCUGGUCCAUCUGGGAAACCAGGCGAUCGUGGUUCAGCGGGGCCAGUUGGAUUGAAAGGUGAAAAAGGUGACCGAGGAGACAUGGCUUCCCAGGGUAUGAUGCGAGCUGUCGCAAGACAAGUCUGCGAACAAAUGAUCAACAACCAAAUGACCCGAAUUAACCAGAUGCUGAAUCAAAUUCCAAACGAUUACCAUUCAACUCGCAACCAGCCUGGACCUUCAGGGCCACCAGGCCCCCCUGGACCUCCUGGGGCCACAGGAGAACCUGGAAAUGGAGGCAGGCCAGGAUUUCCGGGCGCACCUGGCAUGCAAGGAUCACCUGGCGAGCGAGGACUGCCUGGAGAGAAAGGCGAAAGAGGAAUUGGAAUACAAGGACCAAGAGGUUCGCCAGGGUCACCAGGUCCACAAGGAGAAUCCAGAAUGGGCCCCCCAGGUUCUACAGGUUCCCGAGGCCCACCUGGGCCACCUGGCCGACCUGGGAAUGGUGGAAUCCGAGGGCCUCCUGGCUCCCCUGGAUACUGUGACUCAUCCCUGUGCGCUAGCAUUGCUUACAAUGGUCAAGGAUACCCAGGUUGACCAUUCGUCUAAAGUAUAAAGAACAGAGUUUGCCAUUUCUGCGUUCAUCUUUCUGAUUCGUGAUGGGAUUAUCUAUACAAAAUUAGUACCUGAAAUCUAAUUUUCCACUUCAAAUGUCAUUUUGUGAUACAGUGCAGACAAGAAGGCAAGGGAGGGCAUGGGAAGUCAUUAUUUGCACUGUUAUCAAAUUCAAUGGAAUCUAUUAUAUUGGUCUAUUAUACAAAUUUCUUCUGAGAAGAGUCAGUUUGAGGCAAUGAAUGGUCAAAGGAACCUAAAUGCUGGAUAUUUGUGACCACAGGAUACCAAAUUACUAAACUGAGAAGGGUCAUAACAAGUGACCAUGCCAUAUAUUUAAGGCCUCUUCAAGAAAAGAUUCCAGACCCUUAAUAUUGAUCACCAAUUUGUUGUGUGCACUGUAGCACCUUAUACAUGAUAUUGCUGUUUGUUACGUUGUUUGCAUGUAUCCGUGAAUAUAUAUAGAUAUA